AUGGAUAAACCACUCAGUGUUCACGAAAAGAAGGCAACCAAACAGACCAAAACCAAGAAAAAACCUGUCAAGGUUGUUUACAUCUCCAACCCCAUGAAAGUGCAGACUAGUGCCUCAGAGUUUAGGGCUUUGGUUCAAGAACUCACCGGCCAAGAUUCUGUGAUGCCGGAACACGGUAAAUAUUGUGAAAGCGACACUGUCACUAACAAUCCAACGGUCCCAGAUGGGAUCAAGAUCAGUGAUGAUGAUGAUCAAGCCCCAGAAGUCCCAACAAUGGAACAAGAACAACCCCAGAGGUCUGAUCCUGCAUUUGAGCCGUACGAUGAUGUGUUCAUGCCUCAGAUGCUAGAGAACUUUUCUGGGUUUUUCUCACCAAACUACUUUUACGAAUCUCCUUCCCCAUGUUGA
Camellia sinensis is the source of this 408-nucleotide messenger RNA. RefSeq names its product sigma factor binding protein 1, chloroplastic. The record is from RefSeq and is a predicted model, not a curated record. Lineage: Eukaryota; Viridiplantae; Streptophyta; Magnoliopsida; Ericales; Theaceae.